AUGGGCGACAGCCAGGGCGUGGUGAAGUUGGAUUGGAACUUUGAAGGAUGGAGGGACAAAACAAAGGCCAUAAAAGAGGAGAUCAAGCGACAAAGCGAAGCCAAUGAGUUGUUCUUCGUCAAAAAUGCCAAAAAGAUCAAUCUGGCCGAUCUCCAAGAGAGCACUGGUAAUAUUUACACGUUUGGAAUCAUGGGAAUGAGUGGGUCUGCUGUGGUCAAUCUUCUGCGUCACGUGAUCAUGGAAUACCGAGAGAAAGACAGCGGUCCUUUCUACCUCAAGUUUGCCGCUGAUAAGAAAUUCAAAGUUGAGCUUAUGCCGACGCCACUUUUACCCGGAAAUGGACUGAUAAAAGUUGUCGGGCGAUUAAAAUACUAUGAUUAUCCAGAAAUGUGCACUUUGUUGUCCAAAAGCGGGGUGACAAGCAAAGGCCUUGGAGAUAUGUGCUACAAAUUGAACACAAGUGGCAUGAAAUCAGCGCUUUUCAACGCUGUAAGCCCCAUGAACGAACUGCACUUUAUGCUACUUUUCGAAAUCGCGAGGAGGUUGGUACGAGGUGCAGAUUGGAAGCCAAUCUCGACUGAUCCGCCGCUAGAUCUGCUUCCGGUCGGCGUAAUCAUCGGGCGCAUAAUUGAGAUGUUGCGCCUGGAAAAAGACGCGGCACUAAGCUAUGAAAGAUUAUUUGGAGCACAACAGGAGCUAAACUGGUUUACAGAACCCAAUAUCAUCCUGAAGCGGAAGAAGAUGCAAGCCAUCAAUAGUUUGUAUUUCGAAAAGUUUGUGAGGGGGCAGGCUGAUGAGGUACCCUUCAUUCGAAGAUUUCUGGAGGAAAACAAAAAUGGAUACAUUAUAAAAACUUUACAGGGCUAUCUUGACGAGUUAGAGGAAGUAUUUGGCAAAAUGUGA
Porites evermanni is the source of this 903-nucleotide messenger RNA. The record is from the annotation of a GenBank genome assembly. Lineage: Eukaryota; Metazoa; Cnidaria; Anthozoa; Scleractinia; Poritidae.